This is a messenger RNA of Salarias fasciatus (jewelled blenny), 1732 nucleotides long. RefSeq names its product stress-induced phosphoprotein 1 (gene stip1). Gene Ontology annotation, molecular function: Hsp90 protein binding. The transcript has 14 exons. The record is from RefSeq and is a predicted model, not a curated record. NCBI's taxonomy places the organism in Eukaryota, Metazoa, Chordata, Actinopteri, Blenniiformes, Blenniidae. The coding region runs from base 79 to 1710 and encodes 543 amino acids.
UCAAACCUGGCAACCCUUGUGUAGUUCCGGGGGAGGCGCUUCUCUGCAGUAGUUUCUGGAAGAACCUCAUGCUUCACCAUGGAGAAAGUUUCAGCGUUGAAAGACCAGGGCAACAAGGCUCUGAGUGCAGGAAACAUCGACGAGGCCAUACGUUGCUACACCGAGGCCUUGGCUCUCGACCCAUCGAAUCACGUCCUGUUCAGUAACCGCUCAGCUGCCUACGCCAAGAAGGGAAACUAUGAGAACGCUCUCCAGGAUGCCUGUCAGACCAUCAAGAUUAAGCCUGACUGGGGAAAGGGCUACUCCCGCAAAGCAGCGGCUUUGGAGUUCCUUGGCCGACUGGAGGAUGCUCGAACAACUUACCACGAGGGAAUCCGACAGGAGCCAAACAAUCAGCAGCUCAAGGAGGGUUUACAGAACAUUGAGGCCCGGCUCGCAGAAAAAACCAUGAUGAACCCCUUCGCCAUGCCCAACUUGUACCAGAAGCUGGAGGGGGAUUCUCGGACUCGUGAGCUGUUGUCGGAUCCCAGCUACAGAGAACUCCUGGAGCAGCUCAGAAGCAAACCAUCUGAGCUUGGCACGAAGCUGCAGGAUCCCAGAGUGAUGACGACGCUCUCCGUGCUCCUGGGACUAAACCUCUCUGAGAUGGAGGAGGAGGAAGAACCCACUCCCGCUCCUCCUCCCCCGAAGCCCAAAGAGACUCAGCCGCCUCCUCCGAAAGAGGAAGAUCUCCCUGAAAACAAAAGAAAGGCCUUAAAGGAGAAGGAGCUUGGAAAUGCUGCGUAUAAGAAUAAGGACUUCGACACGGCACUAAAACAUUACGAAGAAGCAAUUAAACAUGAUCCUACCAACAUGACCUACAUAUCAAACCAAGCAGCCGUGUUCUUCGAGAAAGGAGAGUUUGAAAAAUGCCGGGAGCUGUGUGAGAAGGCCAUUGAUGUUGGCAGAGAGAACCGAGAAGACUACAGACAAAUUGCGAAGGCCCUGGCUCGAAUUGGCAACUCGUACUUCAAACAGGAAAAAUACAAAGAAGCGAUUCAGUAUUUCAACAAGAGCUUGACAGAGCACCGCACUCCUGAUGUUUUGAAGAAAUGUCAACAGGCAGAGAAGAUCUUAAAGGAACAGGAGAAACUAGCAUACAUCAACCCCGACUUAGCCCUGGAGGAGAAGAACAAGGGCAAUGAUGCCUUCCAGAAAGGCGAUUACCCCUUAGCCAUGAAACAUUACAGCGAGGCCAUCAAGAGAAACCCCAGCGACGCCAAACUCUUCAGCAACAGAGCAGCCUGCUACACGAAGCUGCUGGAGUUUCAGCUGGCUCUGAAGGAUUGUGAAGAGUGCAUCAAACUGGAGCCCGGCUUCAUCAAAGGCUACACACGUAAAGGAGCUGCUUUGGAGGCCAUGAAAGAUUUCUCUAAAGCCAUGGAUGCUUACCAGAAGGCCCUAGAGCUGGACUCUUCAUCAAAGGAAGCCACAGAAGGCAUCCAGCGCUGCAUGGUGAGCCAGACCAUGAGGAACGACAGCCCCGAGGAGGUGAAGAAGAGAGCCAUGGCUGACCCCGAAGUCCAGCAGAUCAUGUCGGACCCCGCCAUGCGCAUGAUCCUGGAGCAGAUGCAGAAAGACCCUCAGGCACUCAGCGACCACUUAAAGAAUCCAGUAAUUGCGCAGAAGAUUCAGAAGCUCAUUGAUGUCGGACUGAUAGCCAUUCGCUGACGGACGACCGACGACACGUGUG